Numida meleagris (helmeted guineafowl) is the source of this 5748-nucleotide messenger RNA. RefSeq names its product potassium voltage-gated channel subfamily A member 4 (gene KCNA4). The record is from RefSeq and is a predicted model, not a curated record. NCBI's taxonomy places the organism in Eukaryota, Metazoa, Chordata, Aves, Galliformes, Numididae. Gene Ontology annotation, molecular function: potassium ion binding; protein binding; delayed rectifier potassium channel activity. Gene Ontology annotation, cellular component: voltage-gated potassium channel complex; membrane. Bases 2794 to 4779 code for a protein of 661 amino acids. Gene Ontology annotation, biological process: potassium ion transmembrane transport; protein homooligomerization. The transcript is spliced from 4 exons.
AUCACAUAAAUAUGGGGCAGUCAUUUAAACUUAUUAAUUUUUUGUAAUACUGUGUUUAAGCUAGCUAUUGCAGAGUGGUCCUGCCCAUGCCAAAACUUGUUGCAAAUCCAGUGUUGGCCCUAAAACAUCAAAGCCUGAGUCAAUCUCAUGCUAUUUUCUACUACAUCAUAAUGGGAAAAAUAUAUCAACUAAAGGAAAGGAAUUCAUUUUCCAAAACUUCUGAGAGCUUUAGUUAAAUAGUGUGACCUGACUGGGAUCUUACUGUUUACCUGCACACUACUCUGCAAAGACAUAGUCAGAGAAACGGAAAAGCAUUGUUACUUGUUCUAACCGCUGAACAGGAUAAUGCACCUUUUUAAUGAAUGAAAGUAUCAGACAGUUGCAGAAUGGAAAAAGAGAGUCCAGGAUGCUACUUCUAAUAACAUACAGGCGAGCAGCAGCACAAACAACCUAAUGACAUGAAAAUGAAAUGUGUAAAUUUAACCAGUAGACGGAGAUACGAUCACAGCAGCAAAAGUUCCUCACAGAACAGUGAGAGGCCUUUUUAAAACACUCUGAAAAGCCACUGUCAGGAGCAUUUUUUUGCAGCAGAAAUCCCCUUGGUUGUAACGCCUUAAGUUUUUUGAACCAGAUGCACAUACUUGAAGCAGUUAAACACAUAUUAAACUGUAUGCACAGCAAUUUAAAGGUGUUGCGUAGGACAUGCGGUUGUUGAGUGAUUCACCCAUUCCAAACAUAAAUGAUAUGCUUGGCUGUAGAGCAGUAAAAUUCUUUUUAAGCAUAAUUCUACAACUUGAGAUGAAGCAAGGUAUAACAGCAGUAAUUCUUAAACAAGGCAUAAGAAUCUGGAAUGUAGAGGCACAGUUUUAGAAAGACCUGAGUUUAAAAGAAAAAGGAGGUAGGAGGGGAAGGUGAAUCUCAAAAUGAAGCAAAAUUAGUUCAUUUUUUAGAAAGCUAUCUGUACAGAAAGGGUAAUGAGUUAGUAAUUGAGGUAAUGAAUUAAUAAUUAGGAUGUGUUUUAUAUUGAUUUCUCAGGGCAUUUUAUUCUCUUAGCAAACCAUCUAUACUCAGAACAAGUUACUUUUUUUUGUCACUGAGUGCACGCUUGUCUUUUACACUAUGGUACGUGGAACUCUGUAAGAGCAAAGCUCACUGCAGCUGAGAGUGUUUUUAACAGCAAUACCUCAACGCUUAACAACAUGAUUCAGUAAGUCUGUUGCAGGCCAUGCACCAAACCUGGUGCAAGCGUCAGAACGUGCAUCUUGUGACUGAUUCCUGCUCUGGUGGGCGGGUGCACAUGAGGAAGCACACCAGAUAAGCAGAAAAGUAAUUCUGAAUUGUCAGCAUUUGCAGAUGCACCAGAAGUCUGAGUUCAUGGUGGAUGUUCUAAUUAAGAAAUGACAGCACUGAGCACCCAGCAGCGUGCCGUGCCAUGACUUAGAGUGUCUCACUCAGUCCGUUUGCAAAAUCUCUCGGCAGAAGCUUCAGCUGUACUUCUUCCUUCCCCCCGCCUUGGGAGGAAUACACGGCUCUUUGCCUUUAAUUCUCUGGUUGAAAUAGGAGAGGGCUCCACCAGCCCGGUGCUUUAAUAGAGGCCGGUGCUGACACCUGUGAAAUCAGCAAGGAGUGUUUACAGACAACAAACUAAAGCAGGACACAGUGACGAGGAUCAGGACAGCGAAGCGCAUGUGCAAAGUACGCGUGAAGCAGAGCGAGGGCUGUCUUGCUUCUCGGAGGAUUUGGGCUGCUGCUUCCAAUUUCAUCCUCGUGUUUGAGCAGCUUCACUGACAAUGUAGCAACGAAUGCAUAGCCCUGCUCAUGGCUUCAGGGCUGAAGAGAACGUGCUUUGAAACAUGGACGUCUGCUGUCCUCAGGAAGCUGUACUGCAUCUCUCUGUCAGGUUUGCGUCUCACCAGGAAGCCCCACUUUACCUACUCUGAUGCACACGUGAAGAAAGGGUCAUCCGGGCUGCAGUUCCUUCCCUCACAUGAUUGUGACAACUCUGCCUGAAUGUGAGGAGAAACACUGGUUAAGUGCUUCUUCUGCAUGACCAUAACCAAAGGGUGACCCAUCCACUCCCUUAUGUCCUAUGGGGACCUCAGAACCAAUUUCUCAGUCUUCAUCUCCUCCUCCUCCUCUUACCACUGCUGCUGACGCCCUGGGUGCUGCUCCCAGGUUUGAAACAUUGUUGACAGGCUGAAGAAAGGAUUUGCAAAGACCUUCUCACUGUGUAAAUAGAGUGAUGGCUGGAAUUAGCUUCAACUCCCCAAAUAAUGAUAUUAAACAAUAAUCAGAUUGCUAGGCCAAGGCAUUACCAGGAACAAAUUAUGAGGAAAGAGACUAUUUGCAUUUGUUUGCAAUGAUGAACUAAAAUCAUCUAUGGAGAGCAGGUACCCUUUGUUUUGCAUGUUUUUGUCUUCAUGAAUGUAGUCAUGAAUCUGAUCAGAUCAGUGGUAGACAUGGGACAUAAAUUAAAAUAAAAGGGCCUAGUGGAUGAAAGAAUAAAGCCUCUGCUGUUCCUUGGUCUAGUUUGAGAGUUUCAUCUUUAAUUUUUAGCAAAACAAAAGGUGGUUGUUUUUUUUUUUUUUCCCCAAACAUUUUGGACAGUAAGAAAAUGCAGAUCUGUGGUUUCCCAGAAGGUAGAUUCAGUGUUGCAACUAUGUUGCCCCGCUCUGUGCCUAGUGCACUGUCCUCCAAAUGCAAAUGGCUUUAAACUUUUUAUGGUGAAAGUUAAGGUCGCACUGUAAAUAAAACAAAAGCUUUUGCACUAAGCAACAAAAAAGCUGCUGCAAAAUGGAGGUUGCAAUGGUGAGUGCAGAUAGCUCUGGCUGCAACAGCCAUAUGCCCUAUGGAUAUGCGGUCCAAGCUCGGGCCCGAGAGAGAGAGCGGCUGGCACAGUCGAGAGCUGCAGCAGCUGCAGCUGUAGCAGCAGCAACUGCAGCAGUAGAAGGGGGGGCAACAGGUGGAGGUGGACCAUAUCACCACUACCACCAGGAACAGAGUCGAGGUGCUUCUUCUCAUGGUGGGAAUGCAUCACGCAGCAGCCUGCCCAACCGCCAGAGUGGUAAGAGAUGGAAGAAAGGGAAGAAGAGGAGCCACCACUUAGGAAGCAGGGAGUGUGGAGCCUCCUUCCCCUGUUCCGAGCUGCUUCCUCUCAGUGGUUCUGAAGAGAGAAUACUGAAGGAUGUGAGUGAGGAGGAAGAGGAGGAUGAAGAUGAGGAUGAAGACGAUGAGGAAGAAGGAAAGCUCUACUACAGUGCUGACUAUGGGGAGGAUGAGUUUUCGUACUCAGACCAGCCUCCUGAUGAUGGUGGAGGCCCUGGGGGUUACAGCUCUGUUCGCUACAGUGAGUACGAGUGUUGCGAGCGUGUGGUGAUCAAUGUGUCAGGACUGCGGUUUGAAACACAGCUGAAGACCUUGGCUCAAUUCCCGGAGACACUGUUGGGUGAUCCAGCGAAGCGAGGCAGAUACUUUGACCCUCUCAGAAAUGAAUACUUCUUUGAUAGGAACCGGCCCAGCUUUGAUGCCAUCCUGUACUACUACCAGAGCGGUGGUCGGCUGAAGAGGCCAGUCAAUGUACCCUUUGACAUCUUCAGCGAGGAGGUGAAAUUCUACCAACUUGGGGAGGAGGCCAUGCUCAAGUUUCGAGAAGAUGAAGGGUUUGUCAAAGAGGAAGAGGACAAAGCUUUGCCAGAGAAUGAGUUUAAGAGGCAGGUCUGGCUACUGUUUGAGUACCCGGAGAGCUCCAGUCCAGCCAGAGGCAUUGCCAUUGUCUCUGUCUUAGUCAUCUUGAUCUCCAUUGUAAUCUUUUGUCUGGAGACUUUGCCGGAGUUUAGAGAUGACAAAGAAUUCAUAAUGUCCCUGAGCUCAGGGAAGGGUCUUUCCAAUGAGUCGCUUCACUUGGAUGCUGGGGAACACACCAUCUUCAACGACCCUUUUUUCAUUGUAGAGACAGUAUGCAUCAUUUGGUUCUCCUUUGAGUUUACGGUGCGCUGCUUUGCAUGUCCAAGCAAAGCACACUUCCUCAAGAACAUCAUGAACAUCAUAGACAUUGUCUCCAUCUUGCCUUACUUCAUUACUCUGGGCACUGACUUGGCGCAGGAGCAGGGCAGCAAUGGUCAACAGGCCAUGUCCUUUGCCAUCCUGAGGAUCAUCCGUCUGGUCAGAGUGUUUCGCAUCUUCAAGCUCUCCAGGCACUCCAAGGGUUUGCAGAUCCUGGGUCACACACUCAGAGCGAGCAUGAGGGAACUCGGCCUCCUCAUUUUUUUCCUUUUUAUUGGAGUAAUUUUGUUUUCCAGUGCUGUUUACUUUGCAGAAGCUGAUGAGCCUGCCACCCAUUUUCAGAGCAUCCCAGAUGCUUUUUGGUGGGCUGUAGUGACCAUGACUACAGUUGGUUAUGGGGACAUGAAACCCAUAACUGUGGGUGGGAAAAUAGUUGGGUCCCUGUGUGCCAUCGCGGGAGUGUUAACCAUUGCUUUACCAGUGCCAGUGAUUGUCUCCAAUUUUAACUAUUUCUACCACAGAGAGACUGAGAACGAAGAGCAAACGCAGCUGAUGCAAAAUGCAGUCAGUUGUCCUUACCUCCCAACAAAUUUACUGAAGAAAUUUAGAAGCUCAUCAUCUUCAUCCACAGAGGAUAAAUCAGAGUAUUUGGAGAUGGAAGAAGGAGUUAAAGAAUCUCUUUGUGUAAAGGAGAAAAAGAGUCAGGACACGGGGAAUAGCAGCGAGUCAGAGAAGAAAAACUGUGUAAAUUCAAAUUCUGUGGAAACUGAUGUGUAAUUUCCAAAUAUAUUUAUUUUAUGUUUCCAAAUAUAUUUAUGCAUUAAAGAGUGCAGUGGAAAUAAUGAAAUAUGCAAAUGAGUCCACAGCAUACAGUAGUAUGCCAUUUAAUGGUUAAAUACAAAUAAAAAAAAAACAUUGUUAAACUUGUAUAACAUAUCAAGUAAGUGAUAUAACUUGAGGAAGGGGUUGCUAGAUCUGAUAUAACUUCAGACUGCAUUUUUUAUUAGAAUGCAAGUGUUUUGCACAUGAGGCUGAAAAAUUUACUAAAACCAAGUGAGUUUUAAAGUGAGUGCAUGAACUGUCGACAUCACUAAUAACAGCUCUGUGGUAGAAGUUGGCAUUCAGAGGUAUUUACUAUGUAAGAAGCAAUGAACUUUGGAAGUCGUUUAUCUAUUUAUCAGUGCUUUAAUAGCAGCUACCAUAAAUCAUUGGAUACCAUAGUCCUGUUUUUGAAAUGGUAAAUUUAUUGUAAAAAGAUACUCUACAGAAGAUAGAUAUAAUUUUUUUUUCUUGGAACCUGUAAUGCUUGUUUUUAACUGGAAAUUUACUUUGAGAAGGCUGCUGAACCUCCAGAAAUGAUUUAUUUUUAUAACUCUCUUUGGAGGCAUUGCAGCAUUUGUUGUCUUAUAAUGAAAGAAAUGAAGUAAGAGAAUUCUUUAGCCUGGUCUGACUGCAAAGGCAAAAUGACUGGAAUGCUUUUUUGCACUACUUUAUAUGCUGGAGUUAUAUUGAAAGAGACUUCAUACUGUGAAUGUUUACUAAUGUAAUAGUUCAAUGACAAUCAUUGGAAGAGUGAUUUCUGCAUCAUAUUUUUUUGCUUUUUUUUGUUUCAUUUUGCUUUUCCUUUAUGUGAUGCUGAUGGCAAAACAGCUAACAUUAUAUCAAUUCCAUACUCUUUUAAUUAUGAAUAUCUGUGAUCUGGAGAAGGAUUGUGAAGUAAAAUUUUAUAAUCAAAAUUACUUGAAA